Nilaparvata lugens (brown planthopper) is the source of this 13328-nucleotide messenger RNA. RefSeq names its product ubiquitin carboxyl-terminal hydrolase 34 (gene puf). Gene Ontology annotation, biological process: protein deubiquitination. Lineage: Eukaryota; Metazoa; Arthropoda; Insecta; Hemiptera; Delphacidae. Gene Ontology annotation, molecular function: cysteine-type endopeptidase activity; cysteine-type deubiquitinase activity. Gene Ontology annotation, cellular component: cytosol; nucleus. The coding region runs from base 130 to 10398 and encodes 3422 amino acids. The record is from RefSeq and is a predicted model, not a curated record. The transcript is spliced from 50 exons.
UAGUGUUGGCUGCCAUGAAAAUUCUUAUGUUGGUCGUUUAUUGUAAAAUAAUUCUUCAAUAUCGAUGAUAAUAAAUUUAGCAUUGAUAUUUUUACUGUGUGAUAAAACUUCGAAUGUUUUGUCUUCACAAUGUGUGAGGCAUGCACCGAAUUUUCAGAAUUGCUGAAUUCAAUUCCAGAAAAGGAGAAGUUGACAAAACAAGAUGGAGACCAUCCAUUACUGAGGAAAGCAGAAAUAGAAAAAGUAUUUUCUUUUAUGCAAUCAUGGUUUCAAAGGCAAUGCAUCUGCUGCUUUAGAGAUCCGAAGAACUACGAUAAAUUUCAUUGGAUAACGCAAAAUAUCGUUUUAUUAGUCGUUAAACAGUUGAAGGCCUACAAAGGGGAGGAUAUUAUAAGAACUAGUAUAGCCAAGCGCAUUGAUGAAGAUGACUCAUCCGGAGACGAAAAGAAGAACAAGCGUUUCAAUAAAAACCCUGGAAAAGUUAAAAUUGUGGAGCUUGAAGAAUCCCCAGAAUGUAGUGAGAUGGAGAAAGACGAGACACCCAAAACCAGUUCACCAGAAGAGAAAUCAGAUGCGAAAAGUGACGUAGAUACUGGUGGAGGAGAAAAAGCAGAAAGUGGGAGUGCAGAGAAGAAGGAUGGUGAUAAAAAACCAGACGAAGGUGACAAGAAAGUUGGCGAAGGUGUAGAAGAAGAAGAAGAAGAGAAUGAGGAAGAGAAGAAGGAUUCCGAGCUGUGGACGAUUGCAGAAAUGGAGAAGCUGCUUCACUUUCUGUCCAAAGUGUUUCAGUUGAACUUUCCUCUGUACGCCGCCUACAAACAAGCCGUUCAGAACAAAAUGGAGGAGUUGACUCAGCAGGAAGCUGCCGCCCUCAAUGUCUUCUGUGAUCUCCAUGAUCUCGAAAUUCCCAUACAUCUUCUUAGGAACGUGUCGCUCUUCUGUCGGAGUGGCGGUGUGCAGGCGAUGACGAGCUGCUUCGAGCACCACAGCCUUCCGGUGGCGGUGGCCCACGCGAUGAUCGCCGUCGUCUGCAACCUGAAGCUGUGGCUCAACUUCCGCACCAUCAUGGAGCUCUUCAUUCCGCUGCGGUCGCGCGUCCUGCGCUACAUGUGCAACAUGGCCGACAAGGAGUUGAGGACGCAGGGCAUCAAAUCUAUGGCCGAUUUCAUGUGGACUGCAGUGAAAGACCCGAUGGAUUCUCCAAUCACAUUUGACAGAGAUGGCUUGAACUUGUCCUUCAAGUAUUUCAUUUCUUCCACGUUGACGAUGCGGCUGGCUGGCAUCGCUCAGAUCAACCAUCACAUCAACAUCUUCAAUGACAUGUGUAACAGCGAGAAUAUCAUUGAAGUUGAGAGUGUAGGCCAAAAUCUGGCAUCCUGGUUGAUCGAUAACAAUAUCAUCUCCCACAUAUUUGGGCCAAAUCUGCAUGUUGAGGUUAUCAAACAAAGCCAUGUAAUCUUGAACUUCUUGGCAAUGGAGUGCAAAAUAACGAACGAGCAUAUCGACAUAAUUUGGCAGGCAGCUCAACUGAAGCAUUGCAGCAAGCAGGUCCAGGAUCUUCUGCCACCGUUGAUAAAGAAUCUAGAGCCAGGCCCCGUUCUUCAUUUGUACCAUCUUCUGUGUAAAUUGGAGCCUAAAGAUCAUACAGAACAGAGCCUUGUGUUGGCUUCAGCUCUGAUCAAAAUAGUGUGGAACAGUAGCAGCUCGUGUAACGAUGGGCCCGGAUUCCUGAGUCUGAGCAAAGCACCGGUGGCAGCAGCACAUAGGCGCUCCCGGCGGCUGUCUCACGUGCACAUGAGCUCCUCCGAUAACACCAAUUCCGAUAAUAUCCAUGAGAAUGCUUUAAUUUCACUACCGACAAAGUCUACGGGAGACUCUUCACAAGGAAGUGAUGGUCAUAAGAGUGAGAGUGAAGCUAGCGAGUGUCCCAAGAGAAAAAAGAGGAAGAUUGAGAAGGCAGUGGUGCCUGAAGAUGACACCAGUGAUGAGAGUAUAAAGAUCGAAGAAGUUAUUAACCCGCUGGGUGAUGGAGAGACCCGUAAAGGAUCACCAAAACAAGCGAGUAAAGUCAGGAGAAGAAUGAAAGCAUCUCAAGAUCCGAGGCAGUGUCAAAAACAUAAGAUGCAUGUGAAACAAGCUAGAAGGAAGGCCAAGAUUGAUAAAGUAGAUAUGGAAUCCAGUGAAGAGGAAGCCAUUAGAUCCAAUAACACAAAAUUGGAGCAUAAAAAUCCGCCGUCCAAUAGAAAUAGGAAAAACGUUUCAGCAGAAAAACUGAAAGCGAGCGAAAGAACAAAAAAGGAGAGCGUGAAAAUGGAGGAAUGUUCGGAUGAUAACGAGGAAGAAGACGAUGAGGAUGAUGACGAGGAUGAUGAUGAAAGUGACUCUGAAGAGGAAGCGGGCACACCGGCCAAGGCUGGCGUCAGCCAGGAAGUUCCCAACAUAGUCCUAAGACAGGGGAACACAGAAUUCAUUCAACUGGUUGGCGACCAAUCGUCACCUGACUCUGGCCAGGGUGCUGUUAUGACCGAGCUAGCCAGCCUCGUUCAAGGCUCGCACAAUUCAAACUCUUAUAUUCGAACAUUCCAGGCCUCACAUGAAAUGAUGGAUGAAAUGCUGAGUCCUGAGGAAGGCAGUCUGUCCUCUCGUAUGAGCAACAAGUCUGAGAAGAAUAUGGCCGAUUUCGAUGGAGAAGAUUCUUGGAACGAGUGGAGACAACUGGAAAUUGAUGCCAAGGCUCAUAUGGCUCAAGAAACGUUGGCCGAUAUUGAAAUCCACAGUAGAUUCAAUAAAAUAUCCACAAUGGUUGGCGGACUACAGGAAUUGGCUCCAAUAUUAUCGCAGUUCAACCUGGAGAAUGUCUGUAAGCCGGGAAAUACAUUGCUGUGGGAUCUCAUUCAAGAUGAUAAAAUUGGUCUUCUUGGAGAAGGCCUAGCUUUGGAAGCUGAGAAGGCACUUUGCAAUCUACUGUGCUAUAAUUCUGAUAAACUCAUACGGAUGAAAUUUAUUGAAGGUUGCCUUGAUAAUGUUGCAAAAAACUGGUCGGUGGUAGUUUCGUUGAGGAUGUUACCAAAGCUGUUCACAUCAUUCCAGCAACUGCGCGGCGGAAACAUGGAGACCAACCAUGUGACUUUGUGGGCGAUGCAGGAGCAUUCCAUGAUGGAUAGGUUUUUCGAAAAUCUAAGAGUUGUCACUUCCAAAGGGCCUAUCCCUCUAACCCAUGUUCAAGUUCGAUUACAAUUCCUGACACACAUUUAUUCGCCAUUAGGAUUACCAGAUAAUAUAAGACUGAGUGUUGAGGAAUUGGACGCACUGUGGAGCUGCCUGACGGCGGACCGGUUGUCAUGCGACGAGCUGUUCGGCUGGCUGCUACGGCAGGCGAAAGCCAAGGACGCGCAUGCGCUGCACGUGGACACACUGGGCCACCUGUACACGCGCAAACUUCCCUCGCUCGAGCCCGAGACCAUUUCGAUGACGGCGCUCAGUCUCUACCAGCAGCUGUGCAACAUGGCGCGGCUCGCCUCCGCCCACCUCGAUCACGCGCCCAUCGACCAUCUGUGGCGCAUCGCGCUCAGGGCCAACAAUACUGAUGUGAGCAUGGCGGCAAUCCAGUACCUGAACAGCUACUACAUGGGCCGGCAGCUGGAGCAGGAGAGUGAGUUUGUGUCGCAAUGCAUGGGUCAUUUGGCCGAUGCCACCCACGACCUCGCCACCAACGAAGAGGCCAGUCUGCUCUGCAUUCAGCGGGCACUCCUUCUCUUGAAGACCCAUCUCGAAACUUUCAAGAAACGGUACGCAUAUCAUUUGCGAAAGUGGGCGCUGGAAGGUCAGUGCGUGGGAAGCCACGUGAUAGGCGAGCGAGGAGGCACACCGUUGAAGGUGAUCAUCCAGCCAGCUGGCAUGGUGGACAAGGUCACGCUGGACAUGCUCUCCACCGACUAUGUUGCCGACCUGCGCGCUGAGGUGGCCAAGUGGUGGGAAAUGCUUACCGCCAAGCAAGCCGCUAUGCCUACUCAGAAUAACUCGAAUAUGUUGGCUGCUGAUGGUCCUAUCAGAAUGAUCACUCAGGGCCAAGAACUGACCACCGAGUUUGACGAGAAGACGUUACAAGAAAUUGGAUUCAAAGACUUACAGAUGGUGUUCAUAUCAAUGGGUGCUUCAAGACAGAAGAAGAGGGGCGACUCCUCUCUAGACACUCCGUCAGUGCUUCCUCCUCCUCCCCGGGAGUUUCUGCCCACCCUCCUUCUCCUACUCCCUAAAAAUUUCGAGCAACUAUUUAGGUUAAUGGACACUCUCAGCACGAUGAAGACCCAAGUCAAGGGCGGACAUCAAAUACCCCAUACGAAAGCUCAGGUGCUUUCAAGACGAGUUUGGGACAUCUUGACGUUACUCCCCACUAAUUCAACGCUACUCCAGGGUUUCCGCCAUCUUGAUUCUGAAUCAAAAUUGAAGGAACUACUCGACCCAGCCAGUCCACAGAAAUUGAUGUACUCACUACACAUCGUAGAAUCAUUAAGUCGGAAUCCUUCUCCAAGUUCGAUUCCACGAAGCUCUGGAGAGCCAUUAGAUGUAACAGAUUCAAUAAAUUGGAGUCAGAAGUUCGUGCAGCAUGGCGGCCUGAAAUAUUUGUUCAACAUUUUCAUGUCUGGUGUGCUGCAAGUGAGCAUCGGUGGUAGUGAGUGGCACCAGGACUGCUUGGCAUGUCUGUUGAAGCUGCUCUGCCAGUUGGGCUUCCAGCCUUCCGAGAACGAUGCGGCCGAAUCACUCAGAGCAAACAGGAGAAAACGAGCUCACAAACUCGAAAAAAUAACCGUACAAAAGCUCAGUCAGGCAAUGCUGCAAGAAAUGAAAAUUGAUACGGUUAUACCUCGCCUCACCAGUAUUCUUUAUGAAGCUUCUCUGCCUCGUGAUCCGAAUCAUUACAAAACUGGCUUUUGGGGAAGAGCGCAGGUAGUGCAAUACGCGAUGUCAGUGGUAGUGUCGUGGGCACACACAGUGAAUGGUGUGCGCGAGGCACUGUGCGCAGAGGAGCGAUUCGUGACGUGGCUGCGACGUCUCAUCCUGGAGGAGCCUGAGCCUAGUGUGCGGCGCGAAGUGUGCUCGGCACUCUACAAACUGUGCACGCCCCAACAUGCGCCUGCCAUGCUCGCACAUCUGCUACAGUUUCUGGACAACGCGGAAAAAAUGCGGCCGCAAAGCCAGGAAGUGCUGCAUCAGCCGUUUGAAGACGGCAAAGAGCCGUACGGCCCGGCGUGCCGCGACUACUUCUGGCUGCUGUGUCGGCUGGUAGACAGUCUGUCCGACGAGCUGGUGCGAGACAGCAUCGAGGACCCGAGCGCCUGCGUGAUUGACGUCGAGGGCCUCGCCAGCCGUGUGCACGAGUCGAUCGUCGCCAGGGAGUACCUCGAGCGCCGACACAACACCGUCGAUGACGACGGCCUCAUCGGCCUGCUCAAUCUCAUGUGCAACCUGCUCAAACACAAUCCGCCAUUCAAGACCGAGAAGCAGGGCGAGCUGCUGUUAGACCAGGUGUUCGAGUUUCUGUUUGCGCUGCCCGACCCGGCCAACCGACACUUCCCCAAGUGCAAGUCGCAGACUGCGCGCUCCGCCGCCUACGACCUCCUCGUCGAACUUGUCAAAGGCUGUGUGCACAACUACAAGCAUCUGCACGAGAAGCUGCUCGCACAGCAUAAUCCAGGUCCACAUUCGCCAUACCCGUGGGAGUACUGGCCACACGAUGACGGUCGAGCAGCGUGUGGGUACGUGGGCCUAACCAACCUGGGAGCCACCUGCUACAUGGCCUCCUGCAUGCAACACCUCUACAUGAUGCCCCAGGCCCGCCUCGAGAUACUGCGCGCCCAGUGUGACCCCACCAGCAAGCACCAGCUCACGCUCCACGAGCUGCAGAGGAUGUUCGCUUACUUAUUGGAAAGUGAAAGAAAGGCUUACAAUCCUAGAAGCUUUUGUAAAGUUUACACGAUGGAUCACCAGCCUUUAAAUACUGGUGAACAAAAAGAUAUGGCGGAAUUCUUCAUUGAUUUGGUAUCGAAAUUGGAAGAAAUGACUCCAGAACUGAAAAAGCUAGUCAAAACGUUGUUUGGUGGAGUAAUCAGCAACAAUGUUCUUUCUUUAGACUGUGAUCAUGUUAGCAGAACUUUAGAAGAGUUCUACACUGUGCGAUGUCAAGUAGCAGAUAUGAGAAAUUUAUACGAAUCUCUAGACGAAGUAACUGUUAAAGAUACCCUCGAAGGUGAUAAUAUGUAUACUUGCUCACAAUGUGGCAAAAAAGUCAGAGCUGAAAAGAGAGCCUGUUUCAAAAAGUUACCUCAAAUCCUCUGCUUCAAUACAAUGAGGUACACUUUUAAUAUGGUGACAAUGUUGAAAGAAAAAGUCAACACGCAUUUUUCGUUUCCUAUGAGGUUAGACAUGUCUGGAUAUGUGGAGAAGCAUCUAAUGCCUCAACAUUAUCAAGAAGAGAAGCGUCAAAGUGAGAAGGACGGCAAGGAGCCGGAAGAGACGUACGAGUACGACCUGAUUGGAGUGACGGUGCACACGGGGACGGCAGACGGCGGACACUACUACAGCUUCAUCCGAGACCGCGACAGGGCCAAGGACAAAUGGUUCCUGUUCAACGAUGCCGAAGUCAAGCCCUUCGAUCCCAACCAGAUUGCGGCCGAGUGCUUUGGCGGAGAAAUGACGAGCAAGACAUACGACUCGGUGACGGACAAAUUCAUGGAUCUGAGCUUCGAGAAGACGAAUAGUGCGUACAUGCUGUUCUACGAGUGGACGCGGGGUGACGCCGGCGAGGGUGGCUCCAAGGAGGAGGGAGAGGGGGUAAGUGGGGGUCCGGGGGUGCAGCACACCCAGGAGGCACCCCACAUCACCCUCUCCACCGAGCUCGAGGGAUGGAUCUGGCAGGACAACAUGCACUUCCUCCAGGACAAGAACAUAUUCGAGCACACCUAUUUCCAAUUCAUGUGGCAAAUUUGUGGCUACAUCCCGCAGACAUUGACGAAUUGCGAAGAGGUGACUCAGAUGGCAGCACAGUUGACCACAACCUUCUUCAUGGAAACGUUCAUCCAUGCCAAAGAAAAGCCGACGAUGGUGCAAUGGAUGGAGCUGCUGACGAAGCAGUUUGUGGUGUCGGGUGUGGCAUGCGAGUGGUUCCUGCAGCACAUGGCGCACAACAGCUGGUGGCCGGUGCAGAUCCUCAUCAAGUGUCCCAACCAGAUCGUUCGCCAGAUGUUCCAGCGCCUCGCGCUGCACGUGAUCAACCAGUUGCGCGCCAAGCACGCGCCUCUCCUGCUCAAGAUGGACUCGGACGACGAGGGUGGGGGCCUCGAGGACUGCGACCCGGACAAGAUCGGCUACCAGUCGUGUGUCACCAUGUUUGUGCGCAUGCUCCUGUCGCUGAUGGAACAUGGAGCCAAACCUCACCUCAAGCACCUCACCGAGUACUUUGCGCUGCUCUACGACUUCAGCAAAUUGGGUGACGAGGAGAGCCAGUUCAUGAUCUCGGUGCGCGCCAUCUCCACCAUGGUCAACUUCUACCUCGGCCAGAAGCUGCACGACUAUGUCGAGGUGUUCAGCGAGGAGGAGGAGGAGGAUGACGUCAUUCCCAUGCCGGCUGACAAGUACAAGCCUGCCUCUUUGGAAAAGAUGAUAACAUUGGUAGCAAUGCUGGUGGAGAAAUCGAGAGGCCCGGAUCAUAACCUGAGGUUGUCCAAUGUCGAUUACAGCGCCAUAGCUGGUGGCAAAGGCUUCCCAUUCCUCUUCCAGCAAAUCAAGGACUACAUCAACCUGCACCAAACACGUAACCUCAUCUAUUCGCUUUGUCGGUGGAAUGACCGGCUUGCCACGCACAUAGUCGCCAUGAUAUUUACCGCCAUUCAAAAACAUGCUGACAUCUGCCAGCCGUUCUUCAAGCUGCUGACGCUGCUGACUGAGAUGUCGGGAGGGCCGAACGGACUGCCUUGUUUCACCCAGCUGGUGCUGAGCCGAGUGUGGGACGUGGCAGAGGUGUGUCCACACUCGGCACUCGAGUGGCUCGCCAUCCAGGUGGCGCGCAACAAGAUCGCGCACCAGUGGGUCAUGCAGAACCUCGACACGUGGGUCGAGCACUAUCUACUCGCGCAUGUCAAUCAGCGGGUUCGUUCGUCUGCUGCUUACUUGCUCGUGUCACUGGUGCCAAGUCCACAGUUCAGGCAAUGCUACCGAGCAGCACGACAACACAAGGAGCUCAUUCUGUCUCCCGAGUCGCAGGAAAUCCUGCACACCGUCUACACUGUUCUGCUCAGGCUGCUCAAGAAGGCCAGGCACUAUACCGACAUCAACACGCACAGCUCUUCAAAGCUAACUACUUAUUUCACUCUGCUCAAUUUCUUUGCUGUUUCAAAGAAGGAAAAGCUUAUGUUUGGUCAGUAUCUACUAGAUUUGUGGCAACUUUUUCAUCCUAAACUGUCGGAGCCAGGCAUCGCAGUCCAUUUGAAUAAGCAGGCACUACUCCUGUUCUGGUAUCACGUCAGCACCGAUUGUCCUGAGAAUGUGCAGCUAAUACUGCAAAACGCGCACAUUGUCAAAAAUAUCGCUUUCAAUUAUAUUCUAGCGGACCAUGAGGACCAAGACGUGGUGGCAUUCAACAGGACUAUGCUGCCCGCCUACUAUGGACUGCUGCGGCUGUGCUGUCAGCAGUCGAGGGCGUUCACGCGGCAGCUGGCCACGCACCAGAACAUCAACUGGGCCUUCAAGAACAUCACGCCCUUUCCAACUCAGUACUCGGCGGCGGUUGAUGAAUUGUUUAAACUGAUGCAGAUAUUUGUUGCAAAGUAUCCAGAUACGACUGAAAAUGAAAUUAUUGAAAUCAAUAAUUUCAGAAAGCAGACGAUCAAUCUAUAUUUGCAGGUUCUUGAUGGACGCUCCUGCUGGGCUACUUUGAUAUCUGCAUUCAGGAUACUUGUUGAGACUGAUGAGGAUAGACUGUAUGUUAUGUACAGUGGUGGAUUGCAGAUGUGCUUUGAGUCGUUCCACACGCUGCACGUGAUGUAUCAUGAGGCGACGGCUUGCCAUGUCACCGGUGAUGUGCUAGACAUGCUGUCAAUACUGCUGGAUCUGGCCAAAUGUUUGAAAUUCCACCGAGACACCAAAGAUGUGCGAAGUCUGCUGCUGUCUUGCAAAGACUGGAUGGAGGUGCUUCGUAAACUCGUCACUCUACUCAACACCUACAAUCCGCCCGAAAUGCGCAAUCAGUGCAUAGAUGUGCUGAAAGAGCUGGUAUUCCUGUUGCCUACGGAGGUGCUUCAUGUGCUGGUGCCACUGCUGUCGCACUGCCACUCUGCGUUCCAGGAGAGUGCCAACGCAGUGCCGAUGGGGCCCUACUUCCCGCGCCGCGGCCACAAACUGCCGCCUCCCGGCCUCAAGGCGGCCGCCGCCGCCGCCACCCGCCCCAUCCGCCCCAUGGUGCAGAUGGCCGUGCCACACAACCUCGUCGAUGCUGCCAAAGGCACCGAUCCAGAUUAUGAUGAAGCGUUGUCAUCGUUCUACACUCCCUACCACAACUUUAUUGAUGUGAUGUGUCGUCUGGCCAUCAACCAUGACUGUAUGAACGAUGCAUUGGUCAACCUCAGUGCUAUAGUCGGCUUCGAAGGGGUUCCUCUGCAUCUAACCUUCUUUCCUAAGCUGUGGCUAGACAUCUAUCAUGCUCAAAAUGUUGAUCGGAAGUAUAUAACAAUGCUCACCAACAGCAAUUACUUCGUAGACUAUGUUGAAGCCAUACUUCUUGAUGAGCGCCCAUCUCUCAACAUUGACAUAAUCUACGAUUUCUUAGUCACAUAUUUUCCAAAGGUAGCUGAACAGGUGCUUACUGACCAGACAUGCCUGCUGAUGGAGAGCAUAGUGACGACGCUGGCCGAGAACAUGGCGUCGGGCCUGAACGUGUGCGAGCAUGCGCAGGCGUCGCGACUCAACGGUGACCUGCGCGCACUGGCCAUUGUCUACAGCGUCGAGUUGCCUGUCAUUCCGCAUCCGCAGCUCGAACCCGUGCUCAAUCAGCUGCUCACACAGAUCAACAACGAAUCAGGUGAGUGUCCAUGGAAAAAGCGGAAGCUUGCAACGGAGAAAGAAGAAGAGAAGCCAGCAGAAAAGCCAGCCGAAGAAAGCAAAGCGGCGUCGACCAGCUCUCCAAAGGCGGAGACCAGUAGCAGCAGCAGCAGCAGCAGUAGCAGCAGUGGAGGCACGGCAACGAGUACGGCGGGCUGCUCCAAGGAGGUGAAGGAGGCUCGAACCAGCAGCUCGCCAGACAAGACUGCCUCGCCCUCCACCGACUGGCUCGAGACCCUCGACACCACAGUCACUGCGCUUCUGGCCGCCAUCACGCAAAAGAACAACAACCAAGAAGACGCUUAGACUGCAACUCCAAGUAGUAUUGUCAUUCAGUGUUAGAAUAUCAAUGUCAACUUGCUGAAUACGAUUUCCAGAUUUUAUUCACAUAGGCUACGACUUUUAAAUUACUAUUAAAUGGUAAAGUGUAAUGAAAAUAGCUUUUGUAUUUUCCAUGAACUUAUGUAGUAGUAGUUCUACUAAUGGAAAAAGAAGGAUUUGCAUUUUGAAUUCAAGAAGAGCCUAUUCUUUUAAUAUUGUUUCGCUUGUUGAGCCCGUUUCUGAAGUUGGUUGCUGAUAAAUAUCUCUCACAAAUAAUGGAUCUUCUAAUUCCCGUAGCAAAGAAAGGGAAGAUGCUACUUUUGUAUACAAUUAUUUCAAUAAUUGGGAAUGUAGGAAGUUAUUAAAAGCCUAAUUUCCUUAAGUAGCUUAUAAUUAGUUCCCAGCGAUACUGUAAGAAGUAGCGUUAUACUCCCUGUGUUGUCGAAAUUGAACAAACUUUUCUUGAGAGAUUUUUAACCUAUGGAGAACUUGGUUAGAUAGGUUCAAGUUGUCUUGAGAGUAACAUGAAAAAGUUCAAGUUCUUUUAUAAUAUUCUAAUGAAUAUUUAUCAUUUUGCGAUUAUUCACGAAUAAUUUGGCGUCUAACCUUACCAAAGUAAUGAAAUGUGCAAACUUCCUUCAACACAAAAAUGUUUGAUAAUGAAAAGUGGUUUUUCCUAUAAUCAUCUGCCUAUAUACACCAAGUUAGCUUUAAAAAUCCUUAUCAUAUAUGCCCUUUCAGAUGGUUACAGGGAGAUGGAUCUCUUUUAUUAGAACCCAGACUAUUUCUAAAUACUGCAUCAUUGAAAGUUGAAAUAAGAAUGUUGGGUUUUUGCAAAGGAAAUCUAGUAUAUUUCCAAAGGAAACGAUAUACUGUUCAAACAGAAUAUACAGUUCUUUUUAAACAGUAUAUUGAAGAUGUUUCGUGGUUUGUAGAAAAAGCUCUAUCCUCGAAUUAUCUCUAAUAAUUUAUUUAUUGAUUGAGAAAUCUGCGCUGUUUCAAAAACCUAAAAUCCUUAAUAACUUCUCAAAUGAAAUAUAGUUGGCAAUAAUCUCCUUAAUAGUGAAAUGUAAUUUUAUAAAUGCUUUUUAUGAUACUUAUUAUUAUAUUUCGUAUAAUAAUUCAGGAUCAGAGUCUGGUCAAUUUUUGUGUUUAAGUAACAAGAUCACAAUAAUUACAUUGAAGCCAGUUCGUCACUGGCCUUUUGUUAAUUUAUAACCUCAGCAUGGUAUGGUUAUCAUAACCCUUCAGUCCUCGUUAUUUUGUUCUGUUUGGUAAGAAUACUAUUUUCAUCGAAUAUGCUCUUUGGUAUGUUAAUCGAAAAUCUUCAAAUUUAGGAUAAGAAUGAGAGCAGAGCUUUGAUCUCAAUGAAAGCUUAAUCACUUAAAAAAAAUAAUAUCACUUGGUUUUCUACACUCGCCUCUCUCUGCUCCUUACUUAUUGUGUCCGCGGAUCAUCAUUAGCUCACUAUUCUCAACAGGUCAACAAAUAAAAUAUGACCCUUGUUCUAACAAGUGAAUACCUACUUGAGUUUAAUCACAAUGAUUAUAAUUGGCGUGGUUUCGAUCUUCUACUUAUUAAAAAGAAACACGAGAGCUAUAUAAGUAAUUCAUCUGCAAAAUGGUGCACUGAAGGGUUAUAAUACAUCAGCAAACGCAUUGGAAUAAUCGCAUCGUGAUAAUAAUUCAUUUUUACUAUCGAAUCAUUAAUGUACUGAUCUAAAGAGUACUGUUCAACAGAAUGUUGUGUUAUGGUUGUUUUUUCAGAUUGAAAAUUACAAUCUAUUUGAGUAAACACUCUCGAUUUAAAUUUGAAUGUACAUUAACUGUAGGAAUAAAUUUUCCCUGGUUGUAAAUUGUUUUUGUAAAAUAGAAAUAUUUAGUUUUCUAUGAAAGAGCUCAUUUAAUUGAUGAUAAUAUUCGCAAUCUUGUAAAAAAGCUAGGUAGCUGUUUUUAUACGUAAAAAUUUUAUGCACUGAAACAUGAAUUGUUAUCAAUAUUAUUAUCCUCUAUUCACAAUUAAUUAUGUAAGACCAAGCUGCUCGAUGAAUGUGAAAGUCUUCUAAUAUGAUUACUAGAUCGCUGAAUGCUGUACAUUUCAAAAAUAUUACAUGUUAAUAUAGAUUAUAUAACUAGUAAUAAUUAUUAUUCUACUGUUGAAUUAUUCGUCUUUGACAUCUAUUGUUUCAUUUUUAUAACUUUGUUUAAAACAAAUAUCAAAAUAAUAUGAUAAGUAAUUUUAUGUAUUCCUUAGAUUGUACAAUUUUUAUACUAUUAAUAGUUAUGCUUUGGAAAAAAUUAAUUAGACUUUCAGUAUCCAUUUUGUUUCUCAAUUAUUAUCAUUAUUGAUUAGGUUAUGGAGGUAUAACUAUUACUUGUAAAGUUAUCUUUUCAAAGAAAUAUAAGCUGUUCAUUGUAUAUUUGAGGUAAAUUUUCAAUAAAUUUGUUUUUGUGAAAUUAUUACUGUGCAACUCAGAUUGUUUCAUAAAAGUUGUCAGUCGAUACUUAAAACUUAUGUGAUAAUGGUAAAGAAUUAUAGUUAGUGUUUAAAUGAAGAGUGACAUAUUAUGAUGAUAUUGACCCUUUGAACCAAUCAUUAUAUUUACGGCGUAAUCACCCAUUACGGGGAAUUCAAGUGAACUUCAAUUGCAAGCAAUUUUUACAUGUAAGUAGAUUAUGCAAAUGCAAUAUAUUUUAGAACGCUAUAUAAAUAUAUUAUAUUCUCAUUUCAAUUUCUGAUUACAUAAAAUCAACUCUUUAUGAGGAAGAAGCAAAGAUUCUGAUAUUAGCAAAAAUGAAAACUAGCAUUUUUCUUCUAUCAAUGUGUUAUAAGCGCCCAUUUGACUGUAAAAGUAUGUGUUUCUCAAAAUAAUGUUUCCAAGCCUAUGAAUAAAAUACUUUCUAGUCUGAAAACUA